Castor canadensis (American beaver) is the source of this 2294-nucleotide messenger RNA. It is a transcript of the gene Rhbdd1, whose product is annotated as rhomboid domain containing 1. Gene Ontology annotation, cellular component: membrane; endoplasmic reticulum. The record is from RefSeq and is a predicted model, not a curated record. Lineage: Eukaryota; Metazoa; Chordata; Mammalia; Rodentia; Castoridae. Gene Ontology annotation, biological process: cellular response to unfolded protein; negative regulation of apoptotic process. Gene Ontology annotation, molecular function: serine-type endopeptidase activity.
UCCAAAGGCCGCGGAAACUGGAGCUUCCGGGAAUCGGCGUCGUGCGUGAUGACGCAGUACGUUCGAAGACGUGAGGACGCAGGCGGAUCGUAGAGAGCGUUCAGCUGUCUGGGUUUCUAAAACCUGACCACAUCUCCCCUCACUGGACUGUGUUCCUGAUACCAAACCAUGCAGCGGAGAUCAAGAGGGGUUAAUACUGGGCUCAUUCUGCUGCUUUCUCAAAUCUUCCAUGUUGGGAUCAACAAUAUUCCACCAGUCACUCUAGCAACCUUGGCCCUCAACGUUUGGUUGUUCCUGAAUCCUCUGAAGCCACUGCUUAACUCCUGCCUUAGUGUGGAAAAGUGUUACCAGCAAAAAGACUGGCAGCGUUUAUUGCUUUCUCCUCUUCACCAUGCGGACGAUUGGCAUUUGUAUUUUAAUAUGGUGUCCAUGCUCUGGAAAGGAAUCAAUCUGGAGAGAAGACUCGGAAGUAGAUGGUUUGCCUAUGUCAUCAUCGUAUUCUCCAUUCUCACUGGGGUGGUGUAUUUGCUCUUGCAGUUUGCUAUUUCUGAACUGAUGGGUGAGCCUGACUUUAGAAGGAACUGUGCUGUUGGUUUCUCAGGAGUUUUGUUUGCUUUGAAAGUUCUUAACAACCACUAUUGCCCUGGAGGCUUUGUCAAUGUUUUGGGCUUUCCUGUACCAAACAGAUUUGCUUCUUGGGCAGAACUUGUGGCUAUUCAUUUCAUCUCACCAGGGACUUCCUUUGCUGGGCACCUGGCCGGGAUUCUUGUUGGACUACUGUACACUCAAGGGCCUAUGAAGAAAAUCAUGGAAACCUGUGCAGGCAUUUUUUCCUCCAAUAAUAGUUACCCAGGACAGCAGUACUACUUUAAUAGUGCAGGCCACUCUGGAUAUCAGAAUCAUUACUCGUACAGCAGGCCAGGGCUCUAUGAAGACGUUCCCAGGAACUACGAUGUAUACACAGCGGGACUGAGUGAGGAGGAACAGCUGGAGAGAGCGCUAAGAGCCAGCCUCUGGGACCAAGGAAAUACCAGAAAUAGCCCACCUCCCUAUGGGUUUCGGCUCUCACAAGAAGAAAUAAGGAGACAACGGCUUCAUAGAUUUGAUGGACAGUGAGGUGGCACAGCAUCUUCAGAAGAUGUGGUCCAGUUAUGUAAUUAUUGCCCAUUCGCUUCAUACUCCCUCAGCCCCUACUUAGUUUCAAACAAGAGUACACCAUCAUCCUCCCACAUUGCUCAUGCGUGCUAUGGACCAUCACCCUAUGGCCCCUGGUGAGUCCAGGCUCACAGCCAGAUUGACUUGUCUGGAAACAAGGCUUGUCAAAGGCAGCUCACAGCUUUCCAAGAGUGGCCUUGUUUUCUGUCCUAAAUCAAAGGUCACAUCCUCAAUGCUGGGACCUGUUUCCACACUCCUUCCUUCCCUUGUUACUCAGUGGUGCCUCUGUCUUAUUUUAAUUUUGAAGACUUGAACUUCAUCAAAAGGUUUUGUUUUCGCCAGUUGGGAAGAUCAUCUCUCAUUCUUCCUGGAUUGCUUGAUGCUUGACUUGACAGAAGGCCCUGUCCCCUGGUCCUCCUGGCAUAUUGCCAUGGUGACCACUGGGAAGAGGUUGUGUCUAUCUUCUAGUCUCCUCACCCAGGCACCUCUGCUCCAUAGGCCCCCAAGUCUGGAUGGUGCUCAGAGUGUAUUUGCUUUGUUCUUGUAUUCUCGGCCUCAUGUCCAACUGAAGAAAUGUGAAAACUUCAGGUGGAGAAAACACCCAUGCAGUCCAUUAAAUGUCAGGUGAUGCCAGCAAUAUGGGUUCACAGCCAUGCCUCUGGGGGCAAUAUGUGUAUGUGGGAGACAGAACUUGUCUUUUAACUAAUCAGAAAAGCAGCAGCAGGUGCCACAUACAGGGCAGAGUGAAGGCAUUCAGUGCAUUGGUCACUAGAAAUCCUUCUUUCUGGAAGUAUUUAUUUCCUCACAAUUGGCCACUAUACCAGUUGUUUGUCCUGGACAGGUGUCCAAAACAUGUCCCAGGGCCCUGCAGUGUUCUAACACACAGAUUGUCCGAGUCACUUAAGGCAUUUCCUGGUGCUUGUUUCAUGAGUAAAAGGACAAAGCCAAAAUAUCACUACUGUCUUAUUGUCAUAGAGCUCUUUCUUUUUAAAAAGAGUUAGAGGCAGAAAAAAAAAAGGAUCCUAUUUUUACUUAUCUAUCAUUCAUAUCUAGUAUUCUGACUAUGAAAACUAGUCAGAAAAAUAGAUGCAUCUUCUAUAUGCAUAAUGCAAAAGUCUAGAAAGAAAUAUUCCAAAUGU